Bombus pyrosoma is the source of this 4851-nucleotide messenger RNA. RefSeq names its product zinc finger protein 699-like. Gene Ontology annotation, cellular component: nucleus. The coding region runs from base 259 to 3231 and encodes 990 amino acids. The transcript is spliced from 4 exons. Gene Ontology annotation, biological process: regulation of transcription by RNA polymerase II. Lineage: Eukaryota; Metazoa; Arthropoda; Insecta; Hymenoptera; Apidae. Gene Ontology annotation, molecular function: RNA polymerase II transcription regulatory region sequence-specific DNA binding; DNA-binding transcription factor activity, RNA polymerase II-specific. The record is from RefSeq and is a predicted model, not a curated record.
CUGUAGCUCUAUGAAACAAUUUUUGAUAUACCGUUACGUGUAAACGUACCAUAUGAUAUUGUUUCGUAAUUAAAAUGUAAUUUACAAAAUGGAUUAGGUUACUUCCUUACCGAUAAUGAUCUGAACCUGUCUGAACUGAGCGGAAUGUUUCUUACUAGUGGAGGAUGCCAUUUUGAUGCCCAUAGUGCUGAUUAUGGUGGUGUCCGAGUUUGAACGGUAAGCAGUUUGUCUAAUAAUAAUAAUAAUUUCAUAAAGCAAAUGGCUCGAGUGUUAGUUUACGUACGCCCUGUUGAUGCAAUCUUCAUGGAUAUAAAACUGGGCAGCAAAAUACAUCCUUCUGAAUAUGCAAUACGAAUAAAGGAAGAGGCAAUCGAUCCAGAGAUCUGCGAUGAUUUAUCGCCAGUUGAUACGAAUACAGAGAAUGAAAAUGAAACAGCGACGUUUGAAGGUGAAUCUUCGGAUGGCGUUUAUCGUAGAGAUCGAGAAUCCGCGUUUCCUCAAGAAAGUACAUAUUUAGAAAAUAACAAAUCGGAUCCUGAUAAACGAAAAAGUAAACAUAAAGUACCUUCAAACAACAGAAUAAGUUGCAAUGUUUGUUUGUUAACUUUUCAAACUAAACAUUUAUUGGAACUGCAUAAUAAAUUAUAUAGCUGUAAUGUAUUCAAGUGUAAUAAUUGCACUGCUAUCUUCAGUAUGCAUAUUUCGUUGAUACGUCAUUUAAAGAUGCGAUGUUGUACGAAACAAUGGCCUGGAUAUAGAUGUAAUUUUUGUAACCGAAGGUUUUCCUAUAAAAGGCAUGUCCAAUCUCAUUUAUUCCAUAUGCAUGGGAACGCAAUAUUUUCUGGUGAAAGCAAAAUUACGAAAACAUUUUCUGAAUCGUUAGGAAAGUCGAAUCAUUCGGAUGGUAUAGUCAUGGCAGGAUCAAAUACUUCACACAGUCCCUCCCAAGAAAACGUAAAUAGCUCAAUAAAUAUACCUUUGAAACUAUCUAAUAGUUCAAACAAUACACCCACCAAGGGUUCGAGCAGCAAGAUCAAGUCUACGCAUCCGAAAUGGUUAAACGAUUCGUAUGGUACACCUUCGAAAAGGAUGAAACAGACGGUCCUUACAGACUUUAUAUCGCUGUACAAAGACAAACCGAAUGACAAAUGGGUUAGCUCCGAAAAAGUUAUCGAUACGGAGAAUAUUCCUGUUGCUGCGACUAUUAUUCCAACUUCAACGCUCGAGACAUUUAGUAACAUGACAUCAACGGCUUCCGAAGUUAUCCAGAUGUCUACUUCUGUUAGGCGAAUCGAAUCUUCUGUUAGGAAAAGACCAUUUGUUCAAAUUCAUGUGAAUUCCAAAACAAUGAUAUCCUUAUUAAGGAACGAAAUAAAAGCUGAAUCUGAAAGCUCUAAUACCUCGCACAAUAUGUCUUACAACCUUAGGCCAGUAAGAAGAUGUCCUUCUUCUUUAUAUGAUUUUUACGAUUUAUUGGGGUUUGAGACCUUUGGAAAAUCAAGACAAUCUUUCAGAAGAAACAAGUCACCCUAUAUGUUUAACCGAAGUGAAAGAUCUGCACGUGAAGCUAAGUGUAAAGAAUGUGUGGUCCGUUUGGAGAAAUGCGACAAAUUCUUGGAACCUGCUAGUUUUGUGUCAAACGAAGACGAGGACGAAAACGAAAAGGAAAACGAAAAGGAAAACGAAAACGAAAACGAAGACGGUUUCAAACAAACAGUAUCGAAAAAUGUGAAAGAGGAAUUUGAAGGUUUUCGUGAGACAAGCUCGGCAGGUAACUUGCCUUUGGAAGCUGGCACGAUUGCAUCAAAGCGAUUCAAUAAAUUUGUAAAAUCUUUCGUUGAUAGAUUAACCGUACCUCAACAAGAAUCGGUUGAGUUUAAGAAGAACUUUAAGGUCGAUCAGCAGAAAAUAUUUCAAUGUCAUAUUUGUAAAAAAUCGUUUUCUUUGAAAGUGAAUCUGCGCGAGCACAUGAAAUUGUUCCAUGCGAUUUACAUGUCGAGCAUAUGCAACGCGCGUUACACGUCCAUGAAUAAGUUACUAACUCACUAUCUGCGUCAACAUAUUGUGUUUAAACGAAGGGAAUGUUGCGUGUGUUACGAGAAGUUUGACACGUCGGCAUUGUUGAAGCGGCACAUGAUUUUGCAUUGUUUGAAGACCAUAAGAUCAAAAAAGGACGCGCUACCGGUUGAUGUUGAAAUAAAUUGCAACGCAUUCAAGAAACAACACAAAUGCCAAGGUUGUCGCAAACGAUUUUGGCUAUACUCAUGUUUGAAACAACACGAGAACGUAUGUCGUCGAAUGAAAGUCUUAAUACAUAAACAACGUGCACCUCGUGUAAAUCAUUUGUCUCGGUCCUUGAAAGAACCAAGUGACAUGGAACUCGGCACAGUACAGUCACCUGAUUUGGAACAAAUGUUGGAUGUUCCGGGUGAGACGACAAGACCUUUGGAAAAUAAUUCGGCUCCGAGUACGCUUAUUACGGAUGAUAAUACUCUCUCUUCGUCAUUCGAUGCAGAUGCAAAGAACAAAAGGCUAUUUAAUGGGAUUGCAUGCGUAAAGGGUUACCAAGCGGACAAGAUGAGCAGAACAAAGUUUCCUUGUACUACUUGUGGGACACAAUUCAGAACAUUUCAAAAUUUGUGCAUACACGAGCGCACCUAUUGCCGAACAGCCACCGAAAAGUGUAACGUUUGUAAUACGAUGUUUUCCACUAAAAGAUUAUUACAGCUUCACAUGCUUGCUACCCAUACGCCUUCGUGCUCGGUGAACUACAAAUUCUUUUGUAAGUUCUGUAAUCAAGGAUUUGUUAAGAAAUGGAAAGUUCAAAUUCACGAACGGCACUUCCAUAUUAGGCAGAAUCGUAGACGGGUGCUGAAUUCCGAUUGCGUUUUGAAAGAUAAACCAAUCUGUAAUAUAUGCCAUUUGUUAUUCGAAUCCUACGAACGUUUUGUCGAGCAUAACAUGUAUUAUUACAAGGGCAAAGAUUUUUUAUGCGCAAUAUGUGGUAAGUCGUUUCAAGGAAUGUACAAGUUUCAUCAUCACAACAAGUUGAAGCAUUAUCCGGACGAACUAUGGAAAUUGUACCCUUACAAAUGCGAUACUUGUAACGAAGGCUUCAGCUACGAAACACAUUUCCACGCGCAUAAGCUACACGUUCAUUCGCACGAUUCGCCCGCUGACGAAGCGCUCGACCGCGAUACAUCGGAUCAGACUUUUCGCACGUGUUCAUGAUUCUUUGGAUAAAUUAAGAUAAUCAUAAAAUAAAAGCAUAAGGAAUAUUUAAUUCUUUGAUUUAUGGGUCGUUUCACAAUCAAUUUUCACGGUACUGUGCAGAAGAAUCGGCCUAGAACGAUUGAGACGUACAAUAAACACGCCAAGUACACACACACAUACGAAGCAAAUGAUUUUUAAAGCGUUUUUUAAGUCAUGCAUUCGUAUUUUCCAUGAUACGUAUGAAAUGUAUUGAUGUAUUUGUUGAAAUAUGCUUUACAAGUCAAAUCAACGCUUCUGACCUACUACGAACUGCGCUCGAUUCAAAUAUCGAGCACUGAGUGAAGUUUGGGUGUCAGCCUUAGGCGCUUCCUGUUCAUUGUUUGCGGUGGUCUCAGUUUGUUGAACCAGAAGAUGUCAAGCAUCCUAGGCUAGACGACCAGCCAGAAAACGAGUGAUAUAGAUAUUCCAUACUGUCUCUAACUUUAUUUAAUAUACAUCGUUUUGUUCACUUGAGAGAUAAAGAUAUCUAAUCGCGUUAUCGUAUCGUUUACUAAGUGCCGCUUGAAACGGCUUAAUGAAAAUUGUGAUAGAUCUAUAUGCAUUAAAUCGAGUAAUAAGUUUGUCUGCUUUUCUUUGAGCGCAUUAUAUUUAUGUGCUUUUAUAUACGUAUAUAUUUCUGUGUGAGUGCGCGUGUGUAUUUUAUCAAGUACGUUGAUCAUUACCCUAUUUCAUUAUUGUAAAAUUUUUUAUUAAAGGGAGCUUUUCGUUCGGCGUGCGCGUUUGCUGAUCUUCACAUUUUAUAAAUUGUUUUUGGUCAGCGUAAAUGUUUGAAAAACCUAGAAAAUAAAUGAAGCGAGGGUAAGUAAAUGUUGCAAUUUCUUUUCUUAAUUGGUCUGAUAUUGGUCAUUUAUUCCCUAUAAUUAUUCGUUUAAACGUCCGCUCGAUAUAAUAUUUAUAACAUUUCUUACAAAAUGAACAAACCUACUAAUGAAUCUGAUAUUGAGAUUAAAAAAAAAAUUCAUUUUGUUUAUCACACGUGGAAUGAUUAUAUGAUAAGUUUCGUAUUUGACAGACGACUAAUUUAAAUAUGGAUCGUAAUUACAAUUUUCAUUAUGAGAUGAUUUAUUUACUUAUCCAGCUAUCGAUUAAUGACGUCGAAUGAUAAUUGUACGGGAACGAUAAUGCUUUGUAAUGUGCAAUUGAACUAUUACGUUAAAUAUUCAGUAAAUUAAUAUUUCAAUUUCUAUCGCAUCGAAUUCGAUAAUCGAGAAGAAUAUGAGACCAAGAACGAUAUGUAUCGCUACGAAAGCGCGAAUUAAAACUGCCAUAUUAGAAUUUCUAUAAAGAAAUAAGAAAUGAUGUUUAUAUCAAAGAAUAGUUACAGCGCGUAAUCAAAUAAAUUGGUUGUUUAACAGCGGGAAAAUGAACUAUUUUCACGAGCUUUCACCGGUUCUGCCGUACAACGGAACGAACCGUUGAACAAUUAUAAAAGCUAACGUUUGUAUUUUCUAAAAAUUAGAAAGCUGUGGUAAACUUAAUAGAUUGCUCGGGAAAUUUGUAGAUUUGUAGAUUAGUAGUACGAUAUGUACUGUUUUUAAAAGCGUAGAUAUUGUUUAAUAAAUUACAUUUUCCAGAAAA